GAGCCCCGUCCUGUCUGCGUGCCCUGCAAGAUGGCGGCGGCAGAGCCGCCGCGACCCUGGAGCGCCGAGGAGCUGCGGAGCGAGGCGCUGCCCAAGAAAGACGUCAUCAAGUUCCUGCAGGAGCACGCGGCGCAGGCGUUCCUUGCAGAGCACAAGCUGCUGGGGCAAAUCAAGAAUGUGGCCAAGACAGCCAACAAGGACCAGCUGGUCGCGGCCUACAACCAGCUCUUUGAAACGCAGCGCUUUAAAGGCACAGAGAUUGCAGAUCAAGCGACUGAAAAGGUAAAGAACGUCACGGUCGCUGAAGGCAAGGCCAAAGAAACGAAGCCUGAAGAAAUUGUCGAUGAGGGCCCACCAAAGUACACAAAGUCCGUCCUGAAAAAGGGGGAUAAAACCAACUUUCCAAAAAAAGGAGAUGUCGUUCAUUGCUGGUAUACGGGGAAAUUACAGGAUGGCACCGUCUUCGAUACCAACAUUCAAACAAGCUCAAAGAAGAAAAAAGGAGCCAAACCUUUAAGCUUUAAAGUCGGUGUCGGAAAAGUCAUCAGAGGCUGGGACGAAGCCCUCCUGACCAUGAGUAAAGGGGAAAAGGCUCAGCUAGAAAUCGAACCUGAAUGGGCCUAUGGCAAGAAGGGGCUGCCUGAUGGCAAGAUCCCGCCAAACGCAAAGCUCUUCUUUGAAGUUGAGCUGGUGGAUAUCGACUGAUGCAAAGACUGAUGCCUUCCUUUGGCUGCGGUGACCUCAUCUGUGCAGGAGUUGGCUGACAGGGGCGGAUCUGCCCUGGCAACUUCAGGAGCUAGUGACAGCUGUGGCCUUGCCUAUUGAAAUCAGCCGGUUUGUCCCAACGGCUGUUCAGUAAACACCACUAAAGAAAACUCCAUUGCCCCGUGCACGUGAUUGAGCUGAUUUUUCUUGUGCUGUGAUGCUACAGUAGCUCCCCUGGAAAAGCUGCUGCUGUGGAAGAAGCAAAUGCUGCAUAAAUCCAAUCUAAAGCAUCUGCUCCAACCAGAGGGGUAGAGGAAGGGAACAGCUCUCACUGUCAGCAUUUUCCCUCCUCAAACCCACAUGGGGGGGCUGUUUCUGCCCAUCUUUGGAGCCCCAGCUCUGCUCUAGCUUAGAGGAUGGCAAACUGCAGGUGAACACAUCACUGCAUCUGCUGUAGCAGUUGGAUGUCUCCAGAACAGGGCUGGGCUGUGCUGUAGCAUAGCUUUCUGAUUGCAGCCCUGCUGCAAGGAUUUCUUUUUUCAUGGCUGAACCAGACUGCAAAACAGGAGAUGGAGAUGCAGUGACAGAGAGCAAGCAAUCUCCAGCUAAGAACCCAGGAGUUGCUCGGGGUCUAGCUGAGCCUGGUGGAGGUGGGGAAUGGCACUAGAAUUUCAUCAGGUCAGGAAAGAGAUGCAAAGGGGGCAGCUCUUGGAGCCUAAAAGCAGAGGUAAGCAGAGAUGCGGUUGGCCCAGCAGAGUGGAUCAGCUGUCUCAUAAUAUACUAAAGGGGUGUUAAGAGAUGCAGGGGCGUGCAGUCCUGGAGCAUAAAAGUUUGAGUUGUUUGCUACCACUUCAUCCACCAGCCCCUGACACGGGUUCUCCAAAUGAGCAGUUGUCCAGCAGUUUCAGUACUGCCAGUUCCGUCUUAGAGGAGGUUUAAAGCAGUUGUGACCUCCCUAGAGCCUUGUAGACUGAUUUGUUUCCACUGAACACAGCUGGAUGGUAGGUAAAGGUCUACUGCAGCUGCCUCUUCUGUAUAACAGUUCUGUUCAAGGGCUUGAGCCAAACCCUGGGUAACAGGCUCCAGCCCCUUUGUACAACUGCCAGCAAGUGAAGGAUGUCCAGUUCCACUUGCAAAAGGAAAUGCUUACUGUCCAUAUCCGAGUUCCCAUUUAUAAACCCGAUGGUUUGCCUGCCUCUUUUUAUAGCGCUUGAAGCCCCUCAGGGCAGGGGCCAGCUCACACUCGUACCUUGUAUGUUUUACCCACAGACAUGUUCUAGGAAGACAGCUGCAGCACAGUAGAGGUGCUUGAACAAGUGGGGAAACCCUUCCCUGUUUCUGAUUGUGCUCUGGGAGGUUUAUAGGCCUGAGCCAUUCAGAAAGGGACCCAUGUGGUGGUCUGUUGACCCCCUAGUGCCCCAAUGGGUUUUUCAGCCCAGCUUUGUUCCUUAUGUCAGUGUGCCCCAGAGAGGGUAACAGGUGACCAAACUGCUGGUUGGAAGGGGAUGUUUCCACCUGACGUACAGUGACUGGCACUGAUGUAGUGAGUUAUCACAGACGUUAAACAGCUGCCUGAAGGAUGGGCACAGUUUUGUUGAACAGGUUGCAUCAUUUUCUGGCUUGUGUUCAGUUUAAAGGUGGCGUAGCCUUCACAUGGUCACUGAGCGCAACAAAAAGCUAUUAGUCAUUAGGGAUGGUGGGGCAACCGUAUGUCUAUUUUUCAAGCACCAUAACAUGGAUACAGCUGGGCUAGUUCCUUCUCAUUGAGCCUGGCAAGCUACAUGGGUUUGAGUGUUUAGCUGUUUGGACCCUGGGAGCCUUAACCACUACCACUGCCUAAGGGAAGGACAUUUGGAUCCCAUGUGCCAGAUAAGUCCAGGAAGCAGAGCAGCCCAGCUGCUUCCCUUUGUGCCCCUGUCAUUGCAGGCAGCACUGAAGCAGUAUGCUCAGCCCUCUGCUCUAGGAUACCUUCUCCCAAGCAGAAGACAGCUGGUUAGCUGAAACAGCACAAAAAGGCACAUGCUGUAGGUGGUAACUGCUCUGUAGCGUAGAGCAGAGGUGGUUCCCCAACCCUACUGUCAGUCCUCCCAGUCUCAGAGACCAGCUUUCAUAGGAAAUCCUGUAAAGGAACGUGGGAUCCAGCACAGUCAGCAAGCAGCAUAUAUAUAGUCUGUCUGAACACCACCAACACUAAGCAAAUGCAGAGCCCUGCCACAGCUGUCUGUGCACACCCAACUUCCAAAGUAGCAGUCAUCUGCUCCUUCAGUGCUGGUGUUUGAACACUACAGGUUCACCUUUGCUGCCUCAAUCUCGGUGCUUCUGUGAUCUUAAGUCAGCUAACGCUCAUUUUUUAACUGCUUUAAGCCAAAGGUUGCGAAUAAAAGUUACCUGGACAAUAGCUGCAUGGCUAA
Gavialis gangeticus (Gharial) is the source of this 3116-nucleotide messenger RNA. It is a transcript of the gene FKBP3, whose product is annotated as FK506 binding protein 3. Gene Ontology annotation, molecular function: peptidyl-prolyl cis-trans isomerase activity. The record is from RefSeq and is a predicted model, not a curated record. The transcript is spliced from 7 exons. Lineage: Eukaryota; Metazoa; Chordata; Crocodylia; Gavialidae. The coding region runs from base 31 to 705 and encodes 224 amino acids.